Messenger RNA from Oikopleura dioica, 1617 nucleotides. The record is from the annotation of a GenBank genome assembly. NCBI's taxonomy places the organism in Eukaryota, Metazoa, Chordata, Appendicularia, Copelata, Oikopleuridae.
AUGACCACCGCAAAUCUCGAAAAGCCUCUCGAAAUGAACUUGAACUACCAAAACAACAGAUUGGAAGCAGAACGUCGAGACUUGGAAAGUCACGGCAACAUGGUAGCUGCAAUGUUCACAAUACUGAUAGACAGAAAUGACCCGUACAAAUGGAACAUCCGGUUCCUUGGACCACUGGGCACACCAUACCAGGGAGGAAUCUUCAUUCUGCAAAUACAAAUGACGGAAGAUUAUCCACAAGGAGAUUUCACUGCAAAAUUUCUCACGCCGAUUUACCAUCCAUUGGUCAGUCCAGAAACAGGAGAACUACUCAUUCCUGAUGUUCCAAAUAGGGCGAAUGAAUUAAUUGACGUCUGCAAAGACAAAACCGCAUACGAGCGAGUAUUCAAGGAGAAUUGCGCGAACCACGAAUCAGAAAAUGACAUUUACAAUUUUAUCGCGGGAAUAACACAUGGAAACAUCUUGCUAGGAGCCGUAAUAGGAUACAAACACAAGAAAAGAUUGUGGACGACCACGACGCUGAUGAACGGAGCAUUCCUGGUAGUAACGCUGGCCUUACUAGGAAAGAUCCUUAGCGAAGAAGACAACGAUGAGACAACAGUCGACUACUCAAAAUACAAAUACGAAAUGACAUUGGGAGAAUCGGAUAUAGAAUUAUGCUGUGUCGCAGACACAAAAAGAUAUUCGAACAUGAGUUGUCGAAGAGAUGCGAAGUUAAUGGUGAUUUCCCUCGCGCUACUGGGAUUGUUCGUCUGCGGCAUCAAGGAAGUAAUGGAUGAACAUCCGCAGAAAACAGCGCCGUUUACUCGCGAAAGGGUUCGAGAAAAAUGCAAAAGAGUCAAGGACGGAGAUUUCGCAGAACAUCUGAACGAUCGAAAAUUGAAUGAGGAAGAACUUGAGAAGGAAAUUGCCAGGUUACCAGAGAAUGAAACGGAGACAACACGAAAGGAGCUAGAAAGCAUUUUGGAAGAGAUGAAGAAAUCAAUCAGACAGGACAUCAAAUGGUGCGAAUUUUGCCUACAGGAAGAUGCAAACUUCCAAAGAAUGUUCCAGCAGAAAUGCCGCCCGUACGAUCGCCUCGGCAGCUACACAACCAUCGAAGCGAUCCUCUCCGUCGCAAUACUCCUAGCAAUAACCCAAAAACGCGGAACAAAUGUGGCCUCGAUAGUAUUCUGGGGAGGCAUCGCCGCCAGCUUAGCUGCCUUUAUCAACACCAUAUCGAAAGCAGUCACUAUAGAAGGUGAAAUAAACAGAAUUUACACGAUAUACAACAAUUCACUUCCCAACGACGUCGAAAUGUAUGAAGGCAUGCCCAUUACCUGCGCCGAAGACAUAGUUUUGCUCGGCGCAAUGACAAUACUGAUGAUUGGAGUUUGCAACACUGCAUGCAUAGUCGCUUACACACUAGUCGGAAUUAUGGAUAUGAAAGAAUGGAAUCAACAACGAAAGAAGCUGAGACGAACAAUGAUGGAUAUAGAGCAAUACGAAAUGAGAGAAGAAGGCGGAACAGAAGAGCCUACCAACGAGAACAAUAACAGAGACGAAUGCGAAACGAUCGUGACCAUGAUGAAUGCAAACGCCGGAAAAGAAAACAUCGUCUUCGAAACGACAAUAUAA